Rhodamnia argentea is the source of this 1338-nucleotide messenger RNA. RefSeq names its product BAHD acyltransferase At5g47980-like. The record is from RefSeq and is a predicted model, not a curated record. The transcript has a single exon. Bases 1 to 1338 code for a protein of 445 amino acids. NCBI's taxonomy places the organism in Eukaryota, Viridiplantae, Streptophyta, Magnoliopsida, Myrtales, Myrtaceae.
AUGACAAUCGAAUUGAAGGUCCAGGUCGUGGCUAAAGAAACCAUCGGACCGUCGUCGCCAACGCCACACCACCUCAGGAGUGUCAAGCUCUCUGUCUUCGACCAACUCGCUCCCAUCCUCUACACCUCCGUCCUCCUCUUCUACACCUCCAACGCAAACACUUCGUCUCGCCACCGAUCGAGCUGUCUCAAGUCGUCGCUGUCGAACGUGCUCACUCGCUUCUACCCCCUCGCGGGAAGGAUCAGGGACAAUCUCUCCGUCGACUGCGAUGACGGCGGCGCCGAGUUCGUCGACGCCAAAGUCAACCUCCCUCUCUCCCACAUCCUUGACUGCCCUUGCCCGGUCUUGCUGCGUAAGCUCCUCCCGAUUGACAUGGAGUCGCCUGAGGCCUCCGCCGGCUGCCUCUUGCUUGUCCAGGCCAAUGCCUUUGGCUGUGGUGGCCUCGCGGUCGGGGUCUGCGUUUCCCACAAGAUCGCUGACGCCUCCACCCUAAGCACCUUCAUCAAGGCGUGGUCCGCCGCCAGCGCCGAGCUCCUCGGCAAUGUCAUCGUUGAUAUUGAAUUCCCGCCGCUUGACACGGCGUCAGCACGGUUCCCACCACAGGUAGAAUUGGCUGCCAUGUCACCCACGGUGGUGCUCCCGAAGGCGAGGUGCGUGACGAGGAGGUACGUGCUCGACCCGGCCAAGAUCACCCCGCUUGCUGCCAGUGAGGCUGUGCCGGAGCCAACCCAGGUGGAGGCCGUGGUGGCCCUCGUGUGGAAGUGUGUAGCCCGCGCUUCAAGGACGAACGACCCCAGGCGGCCGUCACUGCUUUCUCAAGCGGUGAACCUCCGGGGGCGGCUCGCAGAGCCGCUCCCAGAGACCACGGUCGGGAAUUUUGUCGGGGGAUUCAAGGUGGAGAUCCCGCCCCAAGCAGAUGAGAGGGAGAUGGAGCUGAAGAAGUUGGUGAGCGACAUGAGGGAGGCGAAGAGGGAGUACUUCGAGAACUACACGCCAAGGCUAAGCGGCGGCGGAGUAAGCUGCAUGGCGAUACUCGAGGCUGCUACCGAGUUCGCCACGCUGAUCAACAGCGGAGCUGUCGACUUCUACAACUGCAGCAGCUGGUGCGGGCUCGGGCUCUACGAGGCCGCUGACUUCGGGUGGGGGAGGCCGGCGUGGAUCAGCUCCGCGGGCGUGGAGUACAAGAACAGCAUUGUCCUGGUGGACGCGAGGGGCGGUGGCCUGAUCGAGGUCUGGCUGACGCUGAGCCGAGGGGACAUGGACGCGCUCGACGCCGACGAGGAGCUGCUCCGGUUCGCUUCCUUAAACCCCACCGUCUGCGGCUCGUGCAUUGCCUGA